Messenger RNA from Linum trigynum, 1790 nucleotides. NCBI's taxonomy places the organism in Eukaryota, Viridiplantae, Streptophyta, Magnoliopsida, Malpighiales, Linaceae. The record is from the annotation of a GenBank genome assembly.
GUGACACUUUCUCUCCAGUGGCUAAGCUAACCUCAGUGAAAAUGCUGCUGGCAAUUGCCUCCAUCCAGAAUUGGCAUUUGCACCAAAUGGAUGUUAGUAAUGCUUUUCUUAAUGGUGAUUUAGAAGAGGUUGUUUAUAUGGAACUACCUGAAGGUUUGAGGGAGAAGCCAGAGUACAAAGGGAAGGUUUGCAAACUUAAGAAAUCACUUUAUGGUUUGAAACAAGCAAGUAGGAUGUGGUAUGCCAAGUUGACAGAAUCCUUACUUGCCAAAGGCUUCAAACAGUCAAAGUCUGAUUAUUCGAUCUUUCUUACUGAGAUUACAGGAAACCUUGUGGUUGUGAUUGUAUAUGUGGAUGAUAUACUGGUAGGUAGUCCAAGUCUUGAAGCUGUCAAUUCAGUGAAGAAGUUGUUGGGAUCACUAUUCAAAAUGAAGGAUCUGGGUGAAAUGAAGUACUUCCUGGGAUUAGAAAUCAACAGAACAGCAGCAGGAAUACAUGUUUCACAGAGGAAAUAUUGCAUAGAAUUAUUAAAGGAGGCUGGUUUUGACGAGUGCAAACCAGCCAAGACACCAUCUAGUGUGAAGCAAGUUCUUUCUGCAGCAGAUGGUGAGUCAUACUUGAACAUCCAGAACUUCAAACAUCUACUUGGACAGUUACAAUAUCUAAACAGCACAAGACCAGAUAUCACGUUUGCAGUACAACAGUUGUGUCAAUUCCAGGACUCUCCUACAACUGUGCAUCUCAAGGCACUGCACAGGGUUUUCAGAUAUCUAAAGAACUCACCAGGACAGGGUGUGUUCUAUUCCAGCAAGGCAGCAAUUCAAUUGACAGGAUAUAGUGACUCAGAUUGGGCCACCUGUCCUGAUACAAGGAGAUCCUUAAUAGGUUUUUGUGUAUUUUUGGGAACUAGCCUGAUAAGUUGGAAGGCAAAGAAGCAGAGCACAGUCUCUAGAUCAUCAUCAGAAGCUGAAUACAGAGCAUUGGCACUCUUGAGUUGUGAAAUCCAAUGGCUAGUAAGGCUGCUCUCUGACUUUGGAAUCACUCAUUCACACCCAGCUGUUGUUUACUGUGACAGUCAGUCUGCAAUACACAUUGCAAGGAACCCAGUGUUCCAUGAGAGAACCAAACAUAUAGAGGUCGACUGUCAUGUGAUCAGGGAGCGCUUAGAAAGUGGUUUGAUCGAUUUACAUCAUGUUUCUACUAAUUAUCAAUUGGCAGAUGUUUUUACCAAGAGCCUAGGCAUUGACAGGUUCAACUUUCUCAUGAGCAAGCUGGGAGUAUCAGGACGAUACUCGCCAGCUUGUGGGGGCGUAAUGGAGAACAUGACCAAUCCAGAUGGAGCAGCAGCAGCCUGCACAAGCAAUGCCCUGAAGAAUAAGGAGCUGCUGCUGUGAAGAACAAGGAUGAACACUCCCAGAUCAUUGAUGUAUAUAUAAGAACGAAACGGUGGCGUUCUAAUCUCAGCAAAAGGGCGAGUCCAGAACGCUGCCGUUUCCCUUGGUCUGUUUGCAACGAAGAUAAGAAGGACGACGACGUUUAGCUAGACCAGAACAAACAGUGUAAUUAGUUGAUUGAGAACACGUGGCUGGCUAGGAGUGGAUAGUUUAAUUAGUUAGUUUGGCUUUACUGUUUGUUAGUCGUUGCUUUACUUUCCUUAAUGUAUCUCUGUACAUAUAUAUAUGGGCAAUCCAGAAAAGAAGACCUCAAGCUUUUGAGCUCUCUUCACCAAACCCUAGUCGUUUUCACUUUCUUCUUAGAUACGUGUUAACCGAUAAAUUGACCUUUUUAAG